This is a messenger RNA of Symbiodinium necroappetens, 882 nucleotides long. The record is from the annotation of a GenBank genome assembly. Lineage: Eukaryota; Dinophyceae; Suessiales; Symbiodiniaceae.
GACAGCCCAAGCAGCUACGAGUUGGCGAAGCGGACCGGCGAGGCCGUGACCCAGGCCUACGCUCGGGUCGGAGCCGUCAGCAAAGAGUUCGCGGAAAAGCGACUCGGGCCUCUGCCGAUGAUCUGGAGAAGCUGCCAAGGAGUGGCUGCCAGGAUUGUAAACUCGCAGACCGCAGGCAUCUUCUUCGCGAUGGUGGUCCUGACCAACUCCGUCUAUCUUGGUGUCCAUCUUUCCUGGAGCUCACAGAACCCAGAGCAGACCUCUAAUUCGGUGUUCCUGACCGUGCACAUAGCAUAUUCAGUUCUCUUCACGCUGGAGGCAGUGCUUCAUUUUGUCGCUGUCGGGCCUUCCGCCUAUAUUUGCGGCAGCAGUUGGGCCUGGAACUGGUUGGAUUUGUUCGUUGUUACUUCCUCUUGGAUCGAGCUGGCGGUUGAUAUCGUGUCCCCAGACCACGAGACUCUUGGAGCCAACAGCAACCUCCGAAUCAUGAGGCUGCUUCGCCUAGGCCGGUUGGUUCGUGUCGUGCGAAUCGUCCGAGUGGUGAAGCUCUUCCGCGCACUACGAACGCUUGUGUACUCGCUCCUGGGGACACUGAAGUCACUGUUCUGGUCCUUCUUGCUCUUGAUCCUGAUCAUCUACAUCUUUGGUAUCCUCUUCACCGAUGUUGUUCUUAACCAUCUCUGGGAAGAGGGAAGAACCGCUGAAAGCGAAAACGUGCAACAAUACUUCGGCACACUCUAUGCAUCCAUCAUCACGCUCUUCAGGUCGAUCUCCAAUGGCAUCACGUGGGAAAAAGCUGCCAACUCCCUGGAGCCCAUCAGCACCUUCUGGGUCCAAGUGUUUCACUUUUACGUCGCAUUUUGCAGCUUUGCGCUUCUCAAU